GUCAAAAAAUAUUGUAUUUUGUAGAAUACAUGUGUACUCAGAAUACAAUGUUUAGAAUCGAAUGUUAAAAACGAGUCAUUUACGAGGUAGUUAGACAAUUAGAUGGUGACAUCAUACCAUACGUGAUAAAAUUUAAUAAUUAUUUGGGAGGUGGUGCAUCUGCUUCUGCUCCUGCUCCACGUGAAGGAGACAGGGAAGAAUGGUGGAGUAGAAUAGAGGCUACCGUUUAUCAUCAAAGAGGGACCCCAAGCUCUGUUCUUUUGGGGUCAAAUGUGGAAGCAGCUUCUUUUUUACGCCCCACCUCAUUCGACCCAAUACUGCAUCAGCAAAGCAAUAAUUCAGCAACACCACACCAAUUCAUUUAUUGGGCUCGCCUCAUUGGGCCUCCAAGGGUUGCUAAUUGCUGAAGCAUUCCAGGUACCAUUUUGUUUCGGCUAAUACUACAGUGCCGCCAUUAAAAGUGCGGCAUCGGUAACGCACUUUCUUAUUGGGCCAUGUGGAUCUGACGUGGCAUGGGUUGGUUUAAUACAAUUCGAACCAUGAGAACUGACCGAGACGCUAGGUGACCAAACGGACAGAAAGUUUUCCGUGUUCCACCUUUACCAUUAAUUCCUAACGGUGCACUUCACGCUUUGAUUCAAUUUCCUGUUGCAACUCCGUCCAAAAUCACCAAGGUGAGUCUCUAACUACUCAUCCUCCGUCGAAAUGGCACCUCCGGUCACCUCCCCCUCUCCUUGCUCAUCAAGUUUAGAUCGUCGAGAAUCGCAGUUACCACUCGGCGGACCAGUUCUUCACCGGCCACAUCUCUCCGCUCCAGAUCCCGGCAUGAUACCAGCGUUGAUAUCUGUCAGGAUAUGGUGGCAGUGCUGGUCCUGGACGGAGAGAAAGAAACGGACGCAGCCGUGGCGGUGGCUCUUUUCUCGCGAAAUUCAAAUUACCCUUGCAUUCAAUGAGGCUGAAAAUUAGCACCGGAGAAUUCCAAUUACCUUGAACAAAAAGUACCGGUCCUGAAAAUUAGCACUAGAGAAAAAGGUUAGCUUUUAAGGGGAUUACGAUCCAAGACUACAGCAAUAUGUGCUGUGAUUUGAGUUUUUGAAUCCUUUUGAGAAUUUAAUAGAUCAUGAGUUUCUAUUUUUAGACAUUUGUGUAUUAGAAUGAAAUCCAGAGUUUACAUUGCAAUUAUGUCAGCUAUUAAUGUCACCAGGGGAGGCUUCGUCAGAGUUUGAUCGGAAAGCAUAUAGUGUCCGUCUGUAAUGAUUGUUUGAUCUUGCAGUAGACAAAGGUUCUAUACCCCUGAACUAUCUUCGAAAUCAUGUAAAUUUGAUUCAAUAUCCUAACCCAAAUUCACCAUUGAUAUGAAUUGACUACCGACGCCACUGAUAGGCAACGCUUCUUCUCCGGCGACUUCUCUUCGUGACCCAGCUUCACAAAUUCACAAAUUACCGAGAAUUUCCGGCCGGUCACAAAUGGCGCCUGCUUUAACUCAAUCUGACUUUAAAGUUUAAACAAAUAAACACAUAAAUUUCGCAAGAAACGAGCCACCGCGCCACACAUGCGCCGGUUUCUUUCCCUCCGUCUAGGAACAUCAGCGUCGCCAUAUCCUUCACAGAGAUCGACGCCGGUCUAUUUUUCGGGUUCUGGAGAAGAGAGAUGUGGCUGGCGAAGAACUGGUCUGCCAAGUGGUAACUACUAUUCUCGGCGAUCUAAAUUUGAUGAGCAAGGAGGUGGGGAGGUGACCGGAGGUGCGAUGUCGACGGAGGAUGAGUAGUUGGAGACUCAACUUGGUGAUUUUGAACGGAUUUGCAAUAUGGCGUUCGAAAUUAAUGGGAAAAGUGGAAGACGGAGACCUUGCUGUCCGUUUGGUCACCUGGCUGCUGUUCGGCCAGUUCUCAUGGCCCAAUCGGUUUGGUUCGGAUUGUACAUAAUCAACCAAUGCCACAUCAGAUCCACAUGGCCCAAUAAGAAAGUGCGUCACCGAUGCCUCACUUUUUACAUCGGCACCGUAGUAUUGGCCUUUUGUUUCUCUAUUAGAUGGAUUCAUGAGUGGUCAUUAUUUUAUGCCCAUUCAAAGAUUCAUUAGAGAUAUUAGAGCGGAGAAUCCAGAUCAAAUCGUAUGGAAAAUCGCGUCUAAAUUAAACGGUAUGGGUUGGUCGGUUUGGUCUAAACCGUGAAAUUAGAAUUAUAAUCUGAUCUAGUUUAUGGUCUUUCCCUUUGGUGUAUGGUCUGACGCGACUUGGACUGUGAUAAACCGCUACUAAUCUAAAUCAAAAUAACACUGUCAUUUCUCAACGUCACCACAGUAGGGAUUGAGUGCGAAAACCUUUCAGACCACCUGGGAGAGGGAGAGGGAGAGACAACACAAAGAGGAAGACUGGAAGAGAGAGACAAAGUUAUUUUUUGUGUUUUUAUUUUAUUUUAAGUGGAUACUUGAUAGAGUAGUGGAGACUAGAGUGGGAGUAAGAAAUCAAGAAAGUAAACUUCCCCCUCAUAUUUCCUUGAGGAUAGAUUACUAUUCACUAAAUUUUUGUUUCACUAGUAUAUUGAGCAUUGAACUUUUUUAUUUUUAUGGAUACAAAAGAGGAACUAAAAAUAGGAGAAUAGUUAAGUUUUGUUGAACGUGAUAUAUUUGAUCCAGAUCGUAUCAACCAUAUUGUACAUGCAUGAUUUGAACAUGAUAUACUUGAUCCAGAUCCUAUUGACCAUAUUGUACAUACCGUAGAAUAUAUAAUGUUCUAGACU
Messenger RNA from Linum trigynum, 2739 nucleotides. Lineage: Eukaryota; Viridiplantae; Streptophyta; Magnoliopsida; Malpighiales; Linaceae. The record is from the annotation of a GenBank genome assembly.